AUGACACUAGAAGAACACUGGGAUCUUUCCAAAGUUUAUGAUACUACUCAAAAUAAUAACGCUAAUCAAAUGUCGAAUCAUUACUUUGAAUCUCAAAGUAAAGUAGCUAAUAAUGACCUUAUAACACAAGACUACUAUGAUAUUGGGCCUCCGUCUAAUCUGAAUGAUGAAGACUUAAGUAUAAGUUUUUUGAUUGGAUUAUCAGUUAGCUUGGGCUUUAUAAUGUUUGUUUUAUUGUUUAUAGUUGUUUAUGUUGCAUUCUUUGGCAAUGAUGAGCAGGAAUAUGAUGAAGAAAUGGGUUUGUUGAAUGCUUUGGUUGAUGUUAAUAAUAACAAUAAUAAUAAUAAUGAUAGUACUGGUGUGGGCGGCAAUACAAACACCCAUAAUAGAGGCUUGAGCAUAUUAAAUUAUUUGAGAGGACGUCGCAUGAUUACUUUAGAUAAAAAUUUUAUAGUUCCUGGGAAAUUCGAUGAUGAUGAAACGCUAAAGGAUAGGGAAAUAGAAUUUAUUGAGGGGGGUAAAUUUUCUCCAUUUGAAUCUGAUUCAUAUUUGAGAGGUAAAGAAUUUCAAGAACUAAACCCGCCUAUAGUCAAACAUUUUAAUACUUAUAAUGAUGAUUUUAGCAAGACAAAUAUAGAAGAAAGGGGUAUUCAAGCCUUUUAUUUUUUACCAUGUUUAAAUUGCAGUGAUGUCGAUAAAAAUGGGAACAUUUUACCCAGUUUUAUUGUUCAGGACAAAUUAGACUUAAUUUUCACCAAAAAUAAUAAAAGCUCAUCUACUAUAAUGAAUUAUCCUUUACCUUUUAAUCAUAGAGAUGCUGUUUAUUUUGAAAUUAAGAUUUUCAAGUUUCCUAAAAAAAAUUCAAUGUUUAGUGUCGGUUUGGUAACCCCACCUUAUCCUUACUUUAGGCUACCAGGUUUUAAUAAAUAUUCUAUUGCGUACGAAAGUACUGGUAAAUUGAGAAUAAACAAUCCAUUUUAUGCGGACACGUUAUUGCCCAAAUUGCAAGAGGGUGACGUUGUUGGAUUCGGUUAUAGGUACAGAUCUGGGACUGUUUUCAUUACACAUAAUGGAAAAAAACUAAUGGAUUUGACCCAUAACUUAAAGGUUGAUAUGUUUGUCAGUAUUGGAUGUAUGAAUGCGGCUUAUACAAGGACGUAUACAAGGGAAGGGUUGUUGGAGGACCCUGAUAAUAUUAGUUUGAAAAAUUCAGAUACCAGUGAUGAGGAAAUCCCACCAAUGUUGCAAAAAAUGCAUGAUCCAUUCCAGGAGGACAUUGCUAGUGAUGAAAUUGAAUUUCAAGUUAAUUUAGGGCAAAUAGGGUAUGUUUUUAUUGAAGCAAAUGUAAAAAAGUAUGCAUUUGGUUUACCAUUUGGUAGUAUCGGCGUUCCUCCAAGUUAUAACACUGAAACCACAAAGAAAGGCACUUUGUUACAAAAAGGGGAUGACCUACCUCCAGAUUAUCCAUAUGAGGAGUUGGGAUUUUUUGGGGAUCUUCAAGUACGGUCUAGUCAGAAUGUGGGUAAAUUUUCACAAAUAAGCAAUUUAAAGGAAAAAAAUCACAAAUUGGCCUUGGUAAACUCGGAACCAAAAGCAGAUACCACCUCCAACCAGCUUAUUCGGGUAGAAAGUGGCUCGUGUUAUAGUACCAAAAGUGCCUCUAAUAGUCCUGAAGUGGCAACCAUUCCCGAAGAAUUAGAACACUCUACAUCUCCUUCUGCUGACCAUGAUGCUGAUAAUGACAAUGAUAGUAAUGCUAAUAAUACUGAUAAUGAUAGUACUGGUAAUGGUAAUAAUAAUAAUAAUACUGAUAAUGAUGAUAAUAAUAAUACUGAUAAUGAUGAUAAUAAUAAUACUGAUAAUGAUGAUAAUAAUAAUAAUAAUAAUAAUAAUAAUAAUAAUAAUAAUAAUAAUAAUAAUAAUAAUGCUAAUGAUGAUAAUAAUAAUAAUAUUAAUACUGAUAAUGAUAAUUCUAAUGAUAAUAGUAAUAGUAAUAGUAGCAAGAGUAAUAAAAGUAAUAAUAAUAUUAUUAAUAAUAAAAAUAAUAUUAAAAAUAAGAACAAUAAUAAAAAGAAGAAGAAGAAAAAGAAAACCAAAAGAAGAAGGAACUGA
Messenger RNA from Saccharomycodes ludwigii, 2112 nucleotides. It is a transcript of the gene SSH4, whose product is annotated as Ssh4p. Bases 1 to 2112 code for a protein of 703 amino acids. Gene Ontology annotation, molecular function: protein binding. The record is from RefSeq and is a predicted model, not a curated record. The transcript has a single exon. NCBI's taxonomy places the organism in Eukaryota, Fungi, Ascomycota, Saccharomycetes, Saccharomycodales, Saccharomycodaceae.